CCCGGGAUGGACCGCAGAAUCCGUCCCCAUUCUCUGGUCAGGGAACUAGGAAGCAGGAUGAACUCCCCGCCGCCGCCGCAGCCACCGCCGGUGAUGUCCGGUUGCGCCUCCCUUCCCACAUGCCGGCACUCAGCACAUCGCAGUGCGUCCUCGCCGUCGCCGCCGCUGUCGCCCGACCCGCACAAGUGAGCGGGGCACAGCAGCGGCGGCUAACGAAGGACAUCGUAACUGCGCCACGCAUUUUUUGGUGCCAGUCCAAUGGAACUGGAAGUCAACACAUGAGGCCUUUUUGGUGAUAAAUAGCUGCAAUGUUGAUGGGGGUUUAACCAAAACCCAAAUAGAAGAGACUAUAAAUUGAACUCAUAUUGCUGGGUCUGCUCUAUUUGCUAUCAAAGAAUACACUUCUGCACUGCAGGGAACCAAGGCCAGGUUCUUUGCUGGAGCUGAAGGCAAAAGUACUCCAUCUAUAACUCUUCUACACAAGGUUCCACUGUAGAUCUUGGAGGUCUUCGCUAGAGCCAUACAGUCAUGUUGUCAGUAGCUACCAUCAAUGUCAGCCAAGAGAACUCCAUGGAAUCAGUCAGGGCAACAAUGGAGCGUCAAACAGCUCGCAGGACCCAGACUGAUGCGACACAGAUGAUAGAAUCUCUUUUUGCCAGUGUCAAUCUUGCUAAAGAUCUUUCUGAAAGGUGCAAAGGCAGAGCGUUGCAACUCAAGGGUGAUGAGAUACAGAACAUAGCACAAGACCUGGAGAAUACCUUGCAGAACAUAUAUGAUGAUCUUGGCAGGAUACCGGCAUCAGCAUUUGGCAGUAAUGCUUACAUGAAUGUGCUUAUCAAAUCACAAUCAAUGAGGGGUUACUCUGAGGCUGAUAUAUCCAUGAAUGUAAUGGGCAACAGGCCCAGGAGGAGGUCUCUCUGUGAUAAUGAUACUCCGAAGCUGGUGGACUUUCUGCAGGGAAUGUACCAUGAAUCACAUGAAUAUGGUGGCCAGAUGUUCAACACCCUGCCGGAGGUUGCAGAAUACAUUGAGCCACUUUAUGAUGCAUUCUUCUGUCCCCUGACAAAUGAGAUAAUGACUGAUCCUGUGACCAUUGAGAGUGGUGUGACAUGUGACAGGAGAGCAAUAGAAGAGUAUAUUGAGAGGUUUUCAGUCAGUUCUGAACCUGUCUAUUGCCCUGUCACAAAAAUGCCAAUGCAAAGUAAGACAGUGAUGAGCAAUGCUUCCCUGAAGAGUGUAAUUGAAGAGUGGACAAUGAGGAAUGAGGCCAUGCGUGUCAGGAUUGCUCGCACUGCCCUCUCUCUGUCAACUGCAGACACAAUGGUGCUUGAAGCCAUGCAUGAGCUGAAGUUGCUGGCCAAGUUGAGGUGGAAGAACAGGGAGCUGAUGCAUAAGAUUGGGGUCACCAAGUUCUUAGCACGGUUGUUGGACAACCACAACGCACAGAUUCAAUGUGAUGCUCUGGAGCUUCUGUGCUUGUUAGCUGAAGAUGAAGAAGGAAGGGAUAUCAUUGGAAAAACUAAGGCCAUCGCUAGGACAAUAAAGCUACUCUCAAGUAAUACUACUGAUGAAAGACAUGCAGCCAUCUCUUUCUUGCUGGAGCUUUCGAAGUCACAGUUGCUGUUGGAGAAUAUUGGCUCAACACCUGGAAGUAUUCUGAUCCUCACCACAAUGAAGAUCAACAAUUCAGAUGAUCCAAUUGCUGCUGAGAAAGCUGGAGCACUCCUUAAGAACCUGGAGAAGUGUGCGAAGAACAUCAAGCACAUGGCUGAAAGUGGCUACUUAGAACCUCUUCAGAGACAUCUAGUGGAAGGCUCAGAAGAGAUGCAGAUGGAGAUGGUCAGCUUCCUCAGCGAGCUGGUCCAAGAGCAGGAGCUCACCAUUGACAUCAACAGAAGCACGUCGGAGAUCCUCAUCAAGAUGACGCACAGCUGCAACCCCAUGGUCCGCAAGGCAGCAUUCGAUGUCCUUGUCCAGCUUUCCUUGCACCGCCCCAAUAGCAAGAUGCUUGUUGAUGCAGGAGCUGUCCCUGUCAUGAUUGAGGAACUGUUCAUCCGAAAGGUAGAUGAUGAGCCAGUGAACUCCAUGGCCAGUGCUGCCACCGUCCUUGCCAACAUUGUUGAUUCAGGCAUCGAUCCAGAUACCACGGUGGUGAACAAGGAAGGUCAUGUUCUCACUUCGAAGUACUCCAUCUACAACUUUGUACACAUGCUCAAGUGCUUCAUGCCAGAUGACCUCAACCUCAGCAUCAUCCGAGUCCUGCUAGUGCUCACUGAGCUCACCAAGCCACUGGCCACGGUGGUCUCAGUCAUCAGGGAGAACCACUGCAGCCAUGCCAUCGUCGAGCUCAUGAGCUCCCCAAUGGAGGCCCUCAGCCUCGCUGCGACAAGGCUGCUGAUCACCCUGUCCCCACACAUUGGUCACACCAUCGUCGAGAGGCUUUGCAAGACGCAAGGGCAGCCACGCAAGCUUGUCAAAAGCAUCAGCCAUACCGGGCGCAUCACUGAACGGCAAGCUGCAUUGGCAACGCUCCUCGCGAGGCUACCUUACCGGAACACCUCGCUCAACGUCGCACUUGUGCAGGAGGGCGCUGUGCCAGCCAUACUGAGUGCAAUAAAAGAGAUGCAGAACGGCGCUGCUAGAUCAAGUAGGCACGCAGUGCCAUACAUGGAGGGUCUCGUGGGCGCGCUUGUGCGGCUUACUGCAACUCUGUACAGCCCAGAAGUGUUGAAGGUGGCCAUGGACCACAACCUGGCUUCAGUGCUCACUGAGCUGCUCAACGGACCAGCUGGAAUCGACGAGGUGCAACGCCUUGCUGCAGUGGGGCUCGAGAACCUCAGUUACCUAUCCAUCAAACUGUCUCAGCCGCCGCAGGAUGAGCUGCUGUCAAAGAAGAACUCCAUAAUAAAGCUCCUGAAGGACUCGAAGGCGCACAGCAACAAGAAGAGCUCAAACCACCAGGUCAACGUUUGCCUGGUGCACCGGGGAGUCUGUUCCCCGGCGACGACCUUCUGCCUCCUCGAGGCGGGCGCCGUGGAGGGUCUCCUGGGCUGCCUCGAGAACGACAACAUCCGGGUGGUGGAGGCUGCGCUCGGAGCGCUGUGCACUCUCCUCGACGAGAGGGUGGACGUCGAGAAGAGCGUGGCUGCUCUCUCUGAGCUCAAUGCGGCGACGCACGUGCUGGGCGCGCUGAGGCAGCACCGGCAGAACGUGCUGUGGCAGAAGUGCUUCUGCUUGGUGGAGAAGCUCCUGGAGCACGGCGACGACCGGUGCGUGAGGGAGGUGACCGGCGACCGGAUGCUGCCCACGGCGCUGGUGAGUGCCUUCCACAGAGGGGAUGCGAGCACCAAGCAGGCCGCCGAGAGCAUCCUCCGGCGACUGCACAAGAUGCCCGAUUACUCUGCAACCUAUGUGUCCAUGGAGUUCUAGUGAUUUACCUUAACACUAUCAGAUUUGUGCAUAUGCUA
This is a messenger RNA of Setaria italica (foxtail millet), 3467 nucleotides long. RefSeq names its product putative U-box domain-containing protein 42. Bases 529 to 3429 code for a protein of 966 amino acids. The record is from RefSeq and is a predicted model, not a curated record. Lineage: Eukaryota; Viridiplantae; Streptophyta; Magnoliopsida; Poales; Poaceae. Gene Ontology annotation, molecular function: protein binding; ubiquitin-protein transferase activity. The transcript has 6 exons. Gene Ontology annotation, biological process: protein ubiquitination.